CGUAUUGGUGUUACACGGACAGCUUGACGGGCUUGUCGGACUCACUUCGGUCAUGUUUAGAAAUGUUUGGGGCAGAUUUUUAAGAGAAACGGUUCGCGUCCGACACCAUGUGAAACUCGCCCCGUCGACACAGACGUCCAGUCCCGCCGGUGUGGUUGGGAGAAGCUUCUCGGCCGUGAAGGACGAAGCUUCGCCGCCGUUUGACUCGUCCCUGCUGGAGCUGCUGGUGUGUCCGCUGUCCAAGAAGCCGCUCAGGUACGAUGCUGCAACCAAUGAGCUGAUCAACGAGGAGCUUGGCAUCGCAUAUCCUGUCAUAGACGGCAUCCCGAACAUGAUCCCUCAAGAGGCCAGACUCAUAAAGAAAGACACUUCAAACUCAACUCAACAAUAACAAGAUCUCCGAAAACCUUCAACAAGAACUCAGAAAACCUUCACCUGCAAGAACAGACAAACCCCUGGUGUAGCAGAUCACUUACCCUGCCUUUGUACUGCAUUCUGACCAAAGUAGUUGUAAAAUAUCUCUUGAUCUUAUUGAAUCCAGCAGU
Molecule: messenger RNA, 545 nt
Organism: Cololabis saira (Pacific saury)
Lineage: Eukaryota; Metazoa; Chordata; Actinopteri; Beloniformes; Belonidae
Gene: pyurf
Exons: 2
Coding region: 53-391 (112 amino acids)
Source: RefSeq, a predicted model, not a curated record